Molecule: messenger RNA, 1710 nt
Organism: Arachis duranensis
Lineage: Eukaryota; Viridiplantae; Streptophyta; Magnoliopsida; Fabales; Fabaceae
Product: protein CURLY FLAG LEAF 1
Exons: 4
Coding region: 907-1551 (214 amino acids)
Molecular function (GO): protein binding
Source: RefSeq, a predicted model, not a curated record
AUAUUAAGUACGACAAGGCGAUGGUGCCUGCUGCCACUGUCACUGCGGCCUUUAUCCAUAGAUUCCCUGCUGUUUUGUCAAACAAACAAGGAAAAGAAAAGAUUCUUUUAUUCUCUUACAGUCCAGCUAUGCCUAUGAGACACAGCCACAGUCCACAGUCCACAGUCCCCUUUGGACCAUCUCCAUUCUGCACCAACCUCCACUUUCUCUUUUCAGUGAAAGCAGCGAAGCCAGACAAAAUGCAUCCCACAGUGGUUCCCUGGAGCUGACACCUCCUACCCUACGGUUACCAUGACCCUUCCACACGCGCCGCUUCUUUGCGCGUGUUCUCUAAUUCUUCCCUUAAAAUCCACACCCACUCUCCACUCUUCUGCUUUCUAAUAUCUUCCCUUGCGUUUCGCGGUUCUGCCCCGCUCGCUGCUGCUUCCAGCCACCUCUCUUUUUGGACCUCCAAACCCUUACUGAUUGAGUUGCUGCGUGGGUGACUAAUGCCCUUUCUGAUGGUUCUUGUCUUCUCAUGGAUUACAAUGGCUUGGAAGUUUAUGAAUUUGCUUCCAUUUUUGGUUGAACAUUUGGAUGUUUGAUUCAUUAACAUGAAUUGAGUUUCUAGUUGCGAAAAAUGAAGGGUUUGUGCAUGAUUGUUACUUGAGCUGGGUUCAUUGGAGGCAAUUUGAAAUUUGCUGGUUCUCAUGCUUCUCUUAUUUUUGUCAGCAUUGUGAUCUUUUACUGAGGGAUAUUGAGUUGUUCUCUCAGAAUAUUAAUGACCGUUGCCACAUCGGUGGCUGUUUUCUUGUGAUUAGUCUUGCGUUUUUCAAAUAGUUGAGAAUCUCUAAGGCUAUGUUUGGUGCUGUAUUCUAGUGCAGGACUCUAUUUGAUUUUGCUCGCUGUCGCAUCACAGCUCAGAACAUGGAGAUGGAGGCAAUCACAGCUUCAUUAGAGAGGUCUCUUCAAAAUUGUUCCUUAAACAACCAUAGCCAUGAGAGCAGAAGGGAAGAAGGGUCAGUCACAGAUGCAGAGGCAGAUGCCGAAGCUGGCAUAGGAAUCUCAUCCAGCUCAGACGAUGUCCUGAACAACCGCAUCUCCAACUCUGACACUACUCUAGAACUCAACUCCCAUAUCUCACUCCCUUACCACUGGGAACAAUGCCUAGAUUUGAAGACGGGGGAAAUUUAUUACAUAAACUGGCAGAACGGAAUGAAAGCAAAGGAGGAUCCAAGGAGGGUAGCAGAAUACAGUAGCAGUAUGAGUAGGGAUUACAAGUCAGAAGAAGAGAGUUGGUACGAUAGCGAAGAGUCUUCAUCGGAGUCAUGCCCCUCUUCAUCCAAAGACCAGUGUUACCAAGAGCUGGGACAAGUAGAAAAGCAGAAUAAUAGUAGCAGCAGCAGUAGCAGUAGUAGUAGUAGUUAUAGUAAUAAUAAGGGUAAUGUCUUGGUUGUGGCUGGGUGCAAGAGCUGUCUCAUGUAUUUCAUGGUGCCCAAACAGGUUGAAGACUGCCCAAAAUGUGGUGGUCAACUCCUCCACUUUGAUCGAUCCGAAAGUGGCUCUCCAUGAUUCCCAUUUCUCAAUUCUACCAUCCACCCCCUCCCCGGCUUCCUUUUUUAUAUUUUUAUUUUUUGCUCUUGCCCUUUCAAUUUCUCUUGUUUCAUUUAGCUUGCCUGAGUGUAAACUACUAGUUUUGUUCAUUAUUAGGAUGAAAUUUUCCAGCUUUCA